AAUACUAGGUACGAUAAACGUAAAGUAAAUUAACAAAAGUUUUUAUGUUUUCUUGCAAUAUUAUUAACUAUUACAACCCGUAUGAAAUCUAUUUCUCACAUUGUAUUAGUGUUUCUAACAUCACUAUAAUUACUUGAUAGUAAAUAUAAAUUGUUGUGCCUGUUCUAAUAGUGAAAUUCUGUACAUUUCCGUACCUACCAAUAUCAACUCUACUCAAAUGUUUAAGCUAACUUAAAAUAUACGUACUCGAAAGUACAUCGUAACAGUGACUUCAGUUAAUAUUGGCUUUAAUUUCCGGCUUUUAAAGCGAGGUGGAGAGCAUGGAGACGGAAGACCUCCACGAGCGGAAGGUGCCGGCGCUCCCGGGGCUCGACGCCAAGCUGGAGGGAGACCUCAGCGGCGGGAGCAACGACAUCGGCGACAUGACCUUCUGCAUGGGAAACUACAUCGCCGACGCUAUGAAGAUGAUGUUUAUGAUGCGAUCUCAUCACAUGCUCACAGACGUGAUAUUAGAAGUGGGCAAUGAACUGUUCCACGUACACAAAGUAGUUUUAGCGGCCGCUAGUCCAUAUUUUAAGGCAAUGUUCACAGGCGGGCUCAAAGAGUGCGAGAUGUCCCGGGUCCGUCUCCAGGGCGUGUGCCCCUCGGCCAUGGGCUGGCUGGUGUACUUCAUGUACACGGGCAAGGUGCGCAUCACGGAGCUGACGGUGUGCCAGCUGCUGCCCGCCGCCACCAUGUUCCAGGUAUUUAGUGGUCCCCAGAUAUCGAACGUGAUCGAGGCGUGCUGCGCGUUUCUGGAGCGGCAGCUGGACCCCGCCAACGCGCUCGGCAUCGCCAACUUCGCGGAGCAGCACGGCUGCGCCGACCUCAAGAUGAAGGUCAACCAGUUCAUUGAGAGGCAUUUCACACAGGUGUGCCAAGAAGAAGAGUUCCUACAGUUAACGCCAGCAGAGUUAAUAUCUUUAAUACGAAAAGAUGAAUUAAAUGUAAGAGAAGAAACAGAAGUGUAUAAUGCAGUUUUAAAUUGGGUGAAAUACGACGAGGACAGACGGCACCCGCGCAUGGAGCACAUAUUACAGGCGGUCCGAUGUCAGUACCUGACGCCGAGCUUCCUGCGGGAACAGAUGACCACGUGCGCUGUGCUGAAGAAAGUACCCGCGUGUCGGGAGUACUUGGCUAGGAUAUUUAAGGACUUAACCCUCCACAAGAAGCCGGUGAUAAGUGAGCGUCGGCCGAACACGCCUCGCAUAAUCUACGUGGCGGGCGGCUACCUGAGACACAGCAUCGACGCGCUGGAAGCUUUCAGCCUGGACGACAAGUGCUGGAGCAAGCUGCCGCGGCUCACCGUGCCACGGUCUGGGCUCGGGGCCGCAUUCCUGAAGGGUCUAUUCUACGCGGUGGGCGGUCGCAACAACUCGCCCGGCUCGUCGUACGACAGCGACUGGGUGGACGUGUUCAACCCCGCCACGGAGCACUGGCGCCCCUGCAGCCCCAUGUCCACGCCACGGAAUAGGGUAGGCGUGGCGGUGAUGGACGGGCUGCUGUACGCGGUGGGCGGGUCCGCCGGCUCCGAGUACCACAAGUCCGUCGAAUGUUACGACCCGAAGCUCGACACGUGGACGCUAGUGGCGCCCAUGCAGACGGCCCGCCUCGGCGUGGGCGUGGCCGUGGUGAACCGGCUGCUCUACGCCGUGGGCGGGUUCGACGGCGCGCGGCGGCUCAACUCCGUCGAGUGCUACCAUCCGGAGAACAACUGCUGGUCCAGUGUGAAGCCGAUGACGACGGCAAGAAGUGGCGCUGGAGUGGCAGCCCUAUCGCAGUACAUCUACGUGGUGGGCGGGUACGACGGGUCGCAGCAGCUGGCGUCCGUGGAGAGAUACGACACGGAGCGCGACGAGUGGACCAGCUGCGCGCCCGUGAGGGUCGCCCGCUCCGCGCUGUCGCUCACCGUGUUGAAUCAUAAACUUUAUGCUAUGGGCGGCUACGACGGCACAUCAUUCCUGGACAUCGUGGAGGUGUACGACACAUGCGCGGACGCGUGGACGGAGGGCGUCCCACUGCUGUCGGGCCGCUCGGGCCACGCCACCGCCGUGUGCCACCACGCGCCGCCCGAGCCCGACCGACACUCCGUGACAUCGAGCUCACAAGGCGGCGCGUCCUCGUGGAGCAACGAUGACGUCCCGAUGGCGAACAACAUCAUCGGCACACUCUCGCACAACCGGUUAUAGCAAUAACUCAUGUCACAGGUUAUAGCAAUAACUCAUGUCACAGGUUACAGCAAUAACUCAUGUCAUAGGUUAUUGCAAGAACUCAUUUUAGAUGUUAUAGCACAUCGUCACAGGCUAUAUCAUUAAGUCGAGUCACAGGUUAUAGCAAUACAUCAUAUCACAGUCGCAAUAACCGAUUUCACAGGCAUUAACUCAUAUCACAGGUUAUAGCAAUACCUCAUGUGAGACGUUAUAGCAAUAACUCAUGUCACAGUCACUGUCCAUCUCUCUACGGUGUGUGUUGUCCUGGUCUGGGGUAUGUAUCAUGGUUAUCAGUGUUUUAACGCCAAGUAACAAGUUACUAAGGGCCUGUUUCACAAUAUCUGGUUAGUGGCUACCUGUGAGAUAAAAUACAUGCUAUCACUCUCUGUUAUUAUUUUUUUGAAAGACAUUUGUGAAACAGGGCCCAAAUAAUAUAUUUUGCUCGGUGCGAUGGGUUAACCUAGAGUCUAAUAAAAGUAAUAAAACUAACUUUGCAACCGAAACACGUACCACCACAAACAAGCAACAAAUAACUCUAUUAAAUUAAAAAAUAUAUUUGUUUUAGUAAAUAUUGAACUAGCAUACAAUAAGAUUUUACGAAUUUACUAUUUAGUAGACAUUCAACGUUAACAACAUUGAUCAAAUCAUAAAUGAAAUCUGAUAGUCAUUAUUACCGUUUUUGUAUAAACUUUGUAAAUAUGUAACUGAAAUAUUACUUUAUGUACGAGUAGGUACUUCUGAUAAGUUAUAUUGCAUAAUAAUUGAUAGCGUUAGUG
Molecule: messenger RNA, 3025 nt
Organism: Plutella xylostella (diamondback moth)
Lineage: Eukaryota; Metazoa; Arthropoda; Insecta; Lepidoptera; Plutellidae
Source: RefSeq, a predicted model, not a curated record